Striga hermonthica is the source of this 597-nucleotide messenger RNA. Lineage: Eukaryota; Viridiplantae; Streptophyta; Magnoliopsida; Lamiales; Orobanchaceae. The record is from the annotation of a GenBank genome assembly.
AUGGAUCCCCCGACCGCCGGCGCCCGCGACCUCCCGUCUUCCGACGAGAAACCACCUACGUGUUGCGAAAUUUGGGCAAGGAUUACCGCAUUAGCAGUGUUUAUUGCAUGGUUUAUAAUAUUCGAUAAAGUCAUCAUGAAGACUACCUACCCGACUUUCCAAAUCGAUUCCCUCUCGGUUUUCGUAACCAACACGACCAACAAUAACGAAAGCUCUCGGGCCACGGCCCAAUGGGACUUAGGCUUUUCGCUCGAGAAGCUUCACGACUAUAAUUUGUUGAAAGAUCUAAGCGCUUGGCUCCGGUGCACGAGCACGACUUCCGAAUGGUCCGGAAAAUCCGGGAUUGCCCUUCACAAGGAACUCGGCCACAAGGCUUUCGGGAAUGUGAGCUUCGACACUCCGUGGGCCCGUGAGGGUUUCGAGUCGAAAGGGCUCGGGUGCGAAUUGACGUUCAAAGGUAAUUACGAUGAUAAUGUGAUCACGGCCGAGUGCAAGAAUGUGACCGUCGCUGUUGUGGGUGGCCACCGUGGGAUCAUGAUCGGAGGGCCCAAAUUGUGUGGAAAAACUAAACACAAAGUGAUACGGUUUUACCAUUAG